AUGGUGACGUAUGCGGGCAAGCUCGUUUUGGCACCGAUGGUGCGCAGUGGAGAGCUUCCUACGAGGUUGAUGGCUCUCAGAUACGGCGCGGAUUUGGUGUGGAGUCCGGAAAUUGUCGAUAAAAAAAUUAUUCAAUGUAAGCGAGUGGAAAAUGUCAAAUUAGCAACCACAGAUUUUAUCGAUUCGAACAAUAAAGUUGUAUUUAGAACUCAUCCAGCUAGUGAGCGAGGAAGACUCAUUUUUCAGAUCGGCUCGGCCAACCCCGAGCUCGCGGUAGAAGCCGCCAAAGUAGUUGCUCGAGAUGUGGAUGGCAUAGAUCUCAAUUGCGGAUGUCCGAAAAACUUCUCGACCCAUUCAGGAAUGGGAGCCGAGCUUUUGACGAAUCCAGAUGUCUUGGUGCUGAUUUUGAAGAAUCUCGUAGAAAAAAUUGGAAAUGUUUAUCGCAUACCAAUAAGUGUCAAAAUUAGACUUUUGGAUGCUACCGAUCCGGAGCCCAGCAUAAAACUUAUCGACCGCAUAUGCAAGACCGGAGUUGCUAACCUAACUUUGCAUUGUCGGACAAAGCCUAUGAGAAACCGGCAGCCGCCAAUUCGGACUUUUUUACCUCAGAUCAUCGAGACCGUGCAUUCCAAUAAUGUCAGUUUUAUUCUAAAUGGAGCCAUUCGGAAUCGCCAGGAGUUUUACGAGCUUCAAGCCCGGUACGGGAAACAGAUUGGGGCCAUGAUAGCAGAAAGUGCCGAGGCAAAUCCAACGGUAUUUCUGAUGUCUCCAAAACCAUGGGGUCUGGUUGUGAACGAAUUUAUUCAAAUUGCAACCGAUUUUGACAAUCAUCCUAGUAAUACCAAGUAUGUUUUGUUGAACCAAGUGCCGGGAAAGUCUCCAUUUUACCAAAAAUUUUGCCAAAUGAAAAAUAAUCAAGAUUUGCUUUCGGUCGCAGAAUCGAUUGGAGACGCAGGAAAUAAGAUUUUGACAAAAUACCUUCAAAAAGAUGUAUUGACAGAAAUGGACCCAAUUGAACCUCCACGCAAACACACACUCGAAGAGCUUUCGGUUCCACCAAAAAAAGCGAAAACCGUAGCGGUGGAAUAA
Messenger RNA from Meyerozyma guilliermondii ATCC 6260, 1089 nucleotides. It is a transcript of the gene SMM1, whose product is annotated as Smm1p. Gene Ontology annotation, cellular component: cytoplasm. The transcript has a single exon. NCBI's taxonomy places the organism in Eukaryota, Fungi, Ascomycota, Pichiomycetes, Serinales, Debaryomycetaceae. The coding region runs from base 1 to 1089 and encodes 362 amino acids. Gene Ontology annotation, biological process: tRNA dihydrouridine synthesis. Gene Ontology annotation, molecular function: tRNA dihydrouridine synthase activity; flavin adenine dinucleotide binding. The record is from RefSeq and is a predicted model, not a curated record.